Molecule: messenger RNA, 942 nt
Organism: Rhopalosiphum maidis (corn leaf aphid)
Lineage: Eukaryota; Metazoa; Arthropoda; Insecta; Hemiptera; Aphididae
Exons: 5
Coding region: 1-942 (313 amino acids)
Biological process (GO): sensory perception of taste
Cellular component (GO): membrane
Source: RefSeq, a predicted model, not a curated record
AUGUCUCUAAGAUUGAUCAACGGCAUCACCGAAUUCGACAGAAUAGUCAACGGACAUCCACUGACGUUUUUUGGGGAACUCACUUGUCCGACAACGAAAUACAGUUGGAAUAAAUUUUUAGCCACGUUGCUCUUGUUUUACAUCAGUCUUCAAAUAUUCUCAAUGUGGCUAUGGCCGCCGGCAAGAUUUGACUUCAGCAUUGUCGUUAAAUAUUUUUUCGAGAUGCCGUGCAUCACGGAGUUCGUGAUUUUCGCCACGGCGUUCUUCUAUUUCCACAAUUUGGGAUCUAGAUUCGACAUGUUGAAUAGUCUCUGUAAGCGGUUACCCGACGGACUUGUCACCGCCACCGGCACACCGACACAAUCCGAAAUCACUCAGUUGGUAGAAAAUAUACGGUUAUUGCACGCCAAACUGUGCGAAUUGUUGCGUACCUUUAGUCUGGGCUACGGCGUGGUGAUGUUGUUUUACCUUGUGUUCAAUUUUUUGGAUCUCUUGCGGAAUUUUUACUAUUUGUUACACGUGUCCAGAUAUUCGUCGUCAAAUACAAAUAAUAACUUUAACACUUUGAACGUGUUACUGAUGGUUUCGUUUUGCUCACAAAACAUCAUCUUCGUUUUGAUUUUACUAAUUACAGUAUCUUGGAUAAACAAAAAGAAAAUGGAAAUCGUUUCGUUUCUAAGAUUAAUACAUAUUUCAAAACUACCAAUUGAUACUAAGUUACAAAUUAAAAUGUUUAUGAAUCAAUUGUCAACUUUUGAAUGGGAUCAAAUUACAGCUUAUGGAUUUUUUCCUAUGGAUUUAAGAUUUGUAAUAUCAUUUCUCUUAUUACUCACGACAACAUUGGCCACAUCGGUACAAAUGAAAGAACAUCCAUACAUGGUUAAAUUUAACAACGCGUACAAUUCAUAUUUGAAGUUCGAGUACUCAAACGUGCAUGAAUAA